Molecule: messenger RNA, 618 nt
Organism: Ostertagia ostertagi
Lineage: Eukaryota; Metazoa; Nematoda; Chromadorea; Rhabditida; Trichostrongylidae
Source: the annotation of a GenBank genome assembly
AUGGUUCACUACAAGCUGACAUAUUUACCAUUCCGUGGUCUUGCUGAGAUUAGCCGGCAGAUAUUUGUCGUCGCAGGGAAGGACUUCGAAGAUGUCCGGUACAGUUUUGAGGAAUUCGCGAAACAUAAAGACGAAAUGCCGUUCGGUCAAGUGCCAGUGCUGGAAGUCGAUGGAAAGCAGCUUGCCCAAUCCCACUCGAUCGCUCGCUAUCUGGCUAAACAGUUUGGUUAUGCCGGCAAGAACGCAUGGGAUGAGGCGCUUGUCAACUCAAUUGCUGAUCAGCAGAAAGACCUUCUCUUUGAAAUUCGUCCAUACUUCAGGGUUUUGCUCGGUUUCGACAAAGGUGAUUUGAACGCUCUGGGUAAAGACCUUUUCGUGCCAAGCCACCACAAAUUCUUCACUUUCAUAACAAAAAUUCUCAAAAACAACAAAACUGGCUACCUUGUUGGAGACUCGCUGACCUGGGUUGAUCUGCUUGUGGCUGAAAUGGCCACAUGGACGAAAAAGUUCCCAACUCUUUACGACGGCUUCCCUGAGGUAAAAGCCCAUGCAGAAAAGAUCCGCUCGAUUCCUGCACUGAAGAAAUGGAUCGAAACUCGUCCUGAUACUGUUCUCUGA